ACGACUCACCUUUGCCACACUGCUGGAAAUACCGUAUGCGAAAACCUAUAAAAAAGUGCUUUUGGAUUCAAAAAAACUAUGUCGGCAAAAAAUGCCGCCUGCUCUAUGAGGAAAUGCCCACUGUGGCCAGAAUAUCAAAAUCUACUCUAUUUUACCUGCUCUAUAUGUUUUUUACUUGAGAAUAGUAAGAAACACUGUUGCACUUCGGAAGAAUUCUAGAAAAACUUUUCAAAAAUUAAAGUAUUUUCUGUUAGUUUUUAUAGCUUUUAUUGAGCUGCAUUAUAUAGAGCAGGUAAAAUAGAGUAGAUUUUGAUAUUCUGGCGUAAUUUGAAUGAAUCCAUGAUAUAUAUAUCUAGGUUAUGAUUUUUUUACUUUUACUCAAAAAUAGGCAAACAUGGGUUAUUUUACCUAAUAUAGGUUUUCACCAGUUUUUUUAAGCGUUUUGAAAAAUAAUAUUGCCACGAGAUUCAGCAUGGCCGAUUGCCUAUGUUCCCAUUUAUUUUCAGCAUUGCCACACCUAAAGAAAUAUUGAUUCUGAGAGCCGCAGAAAAUCCGAUGCGAGGAAACCGCAGGUCACUAUCUAUCUUGUGUGAAAAAUUAUUCAAAAAGUAACCGAUAAUAGGUGAUUUUCUUGGAAAAGUUCUUGAGAACUGAAAAAACUGAAAGCAGUAUUGGCAGGCAACAUAAGUCAACUCCCUUCAAAUGAGACGUCUUUCAGACAUUUUGAACGAUUCCUUUACGAGAUAUGAUGGUCACAACAUAGACGCUUUUUAAGUACUUUUCUUCUUUCUUCAAAAAUGCAAAAUUCUCAUCUGCAAUAUACUCUUUCAAUAUAUUUUAUCAAAAUUAUAUCUUCUAAAGGAAACCUAUUACUUCUGAACGACAGAACAGAAGAUCUUUUCCUUUUAAUCAUAAACUAGUCUCUAUUUGUCCUAUAAAUUUGAGCUCGAUCUUUACUGCAAUGAUCACUAACUGCCUGAUUUUGUUAGAUAAUAUCUCUUUACGAGUAUUCUGGAUGCCCUUGUGGACUCCUGCAAAUCUAAACUUUUCAUCUAGAGCACUUUAUCAGGACUAUUAAUCGUAAUAUUAAGUGGCAUAUGUGUGUAUAAUUCUAUUUUCGUUCAUUCAUUAGAUAUUAAAAUCACUGAUACUGAUAUUGUUUACACUGAACAACAUGAAUUGGUUAUAUUUCAACGUGGGCAGUUUUGGUUAGACCGACAUAUCUACUUUGCUUAUCGCUAUGAUUAUGAUUUUGAACAAUUAUUUAUCUAUACAGUACCCUAUGAGAGCAAUGAGUUGCAUUUAUCAUUAAACAGAAACAAAUUAAAUCAUCCAAUAACUAUUUUUCCGUCGAAACAAACGUAUGACUUGGUCGAUAUACUUGUAUUACACGUCCAUGCUCCUUUAUCACAAAUUCAACAGCCGGUUCCAUUCUGGACAUAUAAAAAUACAACUGAGUUAUGUAUAUACAUUAGGUCAGCAUUUGAAUUAAAUCGAUCAGCGUUAGAUUAUUUACGACACAUAUUUACUAACAGUAAUAAAAUUCAUUUUUUAAGAAUUCGUUUUUUCACUCUAAGCAGAAUACAACCAGAGUUAAUUGAUCCGCAAUUAUUGUCUAUACUGUUGACAGAGGGUAAAAAUAUACAUACGUUAUCUAUACCAUUCUCUUUAUUAUAUACACAAGUGACAACAUCAACAAUUGAUAAUGAUAAAUACAUAGCGGAAAAUCUAGUUGAAUUAUUUCGUAAUCUCAAUCGUAUGAUUCGACAUUUAGAUUUCUUUAGUAGUUCUAUGACGACAAGUUUAUUAUCAGAGGAAUUCUGUCAGAUAUUUUCCAAAUGUCAAACAUUAAAAAGUAUAAAAGUUCGAACAUUGAAUGACUGUUUUCGACUUCUUGAAUUAUUCAUUAAGAACAUGAAAUAUUUACAACAAUUAGAUAUGUUUCUGCUACCGUCUUCGACAACAGAAGAAGAAGAAAUAUUUACUUCAGAUAUAGUAAAACAAUUAGAAACAAACAUCAUUUCAAAAUAUCGACAGAAUUAUUAUAUUAUAUUUAAACCAAUACUGCUGUCUAUCGAUUUGCUGUAA
This is a messenger RNA of Didymodactylos carnosus, 2088 nucleotides long. The record is from the annotation of a GenBank genome assembly. Lineage: Eukaryota; Metazoa; Rotifera; Eurotatoria; Philodinida; Philodinidae.